Acaulospora morrowiae is the source of this 681-nucleotide messenger RNA. NCBI's taxonomy places the organism in Eukaryota, Fungi, Glomeromycota, Glomeromycetes, Diversisporales, Acaulosporaceae. The record is from the annotation of a GenBank genome assembly.
AUGAUUAGUGGUGGCGGUGAUUAUGGUGGCGUUUUAUGCAUUAACAAUGGCGGCGGCAUGCUGUGGUUGAUGGUUAACGUUGCGGUGGCUAGUAGUAUGAUGGAAACGGCGACGUCUUUUAUUGUGGCGUCGAUACGAACUGUUGUACAGUGCUGUACGGUGAUAUAUAAUACUGUAGCGUCAUGUACGGCAGCGUCUUGUUUUGCGACAUGUUAUGCGGCAGUGUAUCACGUCGUGGCAUUCAAUCUAACAUGUUAUACGAUGGCGUCCCAUGUUGCGGCGUCAUCACAUCAUGUUGUACGUUACUAUGAGCGACAACUUCGUGCUGUGGCGACGUCCCGUCAAUGCGGCGGCGAUUAUAUAUCAUGGCAACAUCCGGCACUUCAAGUGGCAACUUCCUUUUGUGGAGGCAUCUCAUCGAUACUACUGCAAUCGUAUAUUGCGGCAGCAUCCAGCGCUUAUAGCGGUAACUUCGUGUUACGACGGUGUCCCGGCAGUGUUGCGGCAACAUCCGGCACUUGUGCUGGCAUCCCGGCGAUUCUGCAGUGGCCUCUUGUUCCGGCAGUAUCCAGGGUAUCUUGCAAUAUUCUGGUUAUGUCGUGGAAUUCUCAUACUAUGGUGAUGUCCGGAGUAUAUUACGGCGUUCCGGUGUUAUUGGGCAUUCUGAUGGUGCAGCAGUGA